Dracunculus medinensis (Guinea worm) is the source of this 1218-nucleotide messenger RNA. Lineage: Eukaryota; Metazoa; Nematoda; Chromadorea; Rhabditida; Dracunculidae. The record is from the annotation of a GenBank genome assembly.
AUGGGUGAUUCGUCGACGUCAUAUGAAUCAUUACUCGAUUUAUGUGUAUCGUCAGCUAUGGGACCAGUUCGGAAUUUCAAUUGUGAACAGCUUAAUAUCUUACUCAGUGAUGAUUCGAAAAUCGAUUCUAUUAUUGAUAAUAUACCGCAUGUGCGAAAUCUGCCUACAGAACGUGAAAUGGGUCUUGUACAAAAUAAGUCACUCGCUGAAUGGAAUUUAACGCAAGAACCUCUCCUGGAGGAAUUGAAAAAAAAUUUGCUUGAAACAUAUGAAGAAGCUUUCUUCACAGUUUGCAUUGCAGAAUCAUUAACAGAAAAACGAUCGCUCAAUACGUCAAGCGCACUUUUGCAAACUGCGGUGCAAGCGGCUGAAGAUGAAAGUGAGGCGAUAGCUGAUCGCUUUUUGAACAAAGAAAUUGAAGUUGAACAGUUUCUAAAAGAAUUUUUGGAAAAAAAGACAUUGGCGCAUAUGAGAAAGGUGAAAUCGGAUAAGUUGUUGGCUACAUUGCGACAGCAAGACUAUCCAUCUUUACCCAAUCAGGCAACGCCAUAUCCUGUUCAUGAAAAUAAUUUUUAUCCUACUCCUCCAGCAACUCGGCAUUCAUUUUGGUUAAUAUAUGCUGUUUGCCGACGGCUGUGGUCUACCUGUAAAAUGGUAAUUCAAUUAAUGUUGGCUGGUUCUUCAUUGAAAAAUUCCGUACAGUGUAGAUGGUUCGCGAGUUUGCGGGAAAUGGCUCUUGCGAAAGGACCAAGACACAUUUAUGAACCGUUAUUUGAUGAAAAGAAGCGUUGUCCCGAUUAUGGUAUGGUCCAUAUCCGUCUUCAAGGAUAUGAUUAUGUUCCUUUAGAAAAAUACCAAUCGUAUGUGCAUAAAAUAGCAAAGCGCUUCGAAUUCAACGUUAAGGAAAGCUAUUCUGUUGCGGCAACUACUGAACGAGUUGUUACCUUUCGUCCUCAUACAACAAUAGUGGAAAGUGAAGUGGUGCUCAGUAUUUAUGAGCGUGUCUUGAACAUAAUAGAAGCGCCAUCCGUUUACCUACCAUUGUUUAUAUCAUUGAUUCGGGCUCACAUCCCGAUUGGGAUCAAAAUUACCGUAAAAAAAUAUGAAAAAGACGAUGAAAGGCGGAGGUAUAUACCAGAUGUAAUGUUAAAGGAGAAGCAAAACGAAUUGAAAGACUUGGAUAAUCCUGUUGUUCGUCGAAAUCUUGGCUGGGAGUGA